Messenger RNA from Alternaria viburni, 519 nucleotides. RefSeq lists its product as uncharacterized. The record is from RefSeq and is a predicted model, not a curated record. The transcript has 2 exons. NCBI's taxonomy places the organism in Eukaryota, Fungi, Ascomycota, Dothideomycetes, Pleosporales, Pleosporaceae. Bases 1 to 519 code for a protein of 172 amino acids.
AUGAACACGACCAACAUAGCACCUGUCGUUUGGAUCAACGGCUUUCCAGGCUGCGGAAAGCUUACCAUCGCCUCCGUCAUGAAGACCCUCCAUACCGACAUGAUCCUCCUGGACAACCACCAGCUGAUCGACCCCGUGGAAGCAAAGUUCCAACGAAGUCACCCCGAUUACCAGAAAGAACGCCAUCGGUAUCGGCAACACAUCUUCAGGGAAUACUCCGACAACGCACUAGGGCAAAAGGUUGCGGAAGAGUAUCGGGAAGCAGCGAGACAGGCUGGACGUCCGUUCAAGCCUGUCUAUAUUCUUUGCGAUGUCGAGGAAAACAUCAGGCGAGUUGCUGCUGCUGGACGCGUUGACGGUGGUACGAAGAAGCUCACUGAUCCUGAGCGUCUGAGGGGGUUCAGAGAGAGAUGCGACAUCUUUCGAUUUGAUGGCUGUGAUGGGUUAAGCCUCGACACGACUGAUAGUACGCCUGAAGAAGUUGCUAGGGAGAUACUGAGGUUUUUGGAGGAAAGAUGA